AUGCACGGAGCUCCUCACCAUCAGCCUCCACACCUGGACUUUACGGCUGCGUUUGAACAGAACAACCCUCCUCCUCCCCAACACGUGAGCUCAGGCUGGAUGCCCCGCAGGGUUAAACGCGGCUCAGACCGGAUGUGGUCUGCUCCUGCAGCGGGAGCCUUGACGCUCUCUGAGGCCAAAAGCAGCAGAGCGCAGAGAAACAUGGCGACUUCGAACAAUCCGCGGAAAUUCAGCGAGAAGAUCGCGCUGCACACCCAGAAGCAGGCGGAGGAGACGGCCGCCUUCGAGGAGGUGAUGAAGGACCUCAGCAUCACGCGUCAGGCCCGGUUGCAGAAGGCCCAGUACCUGCAGCUGGGGCCAAACCGGGGGCCCUAUUACGGAGGUUCUCUGCCCAACGUCAACCAGCUCGGCAAGACUGCAGCAGACGUGCAAUUUCAGGCGGACAGCGGGCGAGGGGCGCGGCACCACGGCCUGGUGGACCGGGUCUACAGGGACCGGAACCGCAUGACGUCUCCUCAUCGCAAACCUCUAGAAAAACGAGGAGAUAAAUCUGGGUUGUGUUUUCUUGACCUGCCGCACAUCGACAGCUGUCCCUACGGCUCCGUCUACCUGUCUCCUCCGCCCGACACCAGCUGGAGGAGGGUGAACUCUGACUCCGCCCUCCACCAGAGCACGCUGCCUCCCACCCAGCAGAGCUUCACGGGGGGCUCUCAGGAGAUGCAGCCCAAGAGAGCUCGACCUCAGCUGACAGAGGACGUGACAGAGAACGUGACGGAGAACGUGACAGAGAACGUGACAGAGGACGUGACAGAGGACGUGACAGAGGACGUGACAGAGGACGUGACAGAGGACGUGACAGAGAACGUGACAGAGGACGUGACAGAGGACGUGACAGAGGACGUGACAGAGAACGUGACAGAGGACGUGACGGAGGACGUGACAGAGAACGUGACGGAGGACGUGACGGAGAACGUGACAGAGAACGUGACAGAGAACGUGACAGAGGACGUGACAGAGGACGUGACAGAGAACGUGACAGAGGACGUGACAGAGGACGUGACAGAGGACGUGACAGAGGACCUGACAGAGGAACGUGACAGAGGACGUGACAGAGGACGUGACAGAGGACGUGACAGAGGACAGGACGUGACGGAGAACGUGACAGAGAACGUGACGGAGAACGUGACGGAGAACGUGACGGAGAACGUGACGGAGGACGUGACAGAGAACGUGACAGAGGACGUGACAGAGAACGUGACAGAGAACGUGACAGAGAACGUGACAGAGGACGUGACAGAGAACGUGACAGAGAGCCCCUCUGUGCUCGUGCAUCAGAGCUACCCACUGCUGCUGCUGAACGUUCCAGACGGAUUCAAACAGGAAUCUGAAGAAGACUCACAGAACUGGGAUUGCAAAAAGAAUUUUUCAAGGUCUAAAGUUCCUGGAAUACACAUAUUCCCGUCUCCGGAGCAGCAGUUGACCCACUCCCUCAAACCCGCGGCCCACAACACGGGGGGUUCUCUGCCGGACCUGACUAACCUGCAGUUCCCGCCUCCUCUGCCCACUCCGCUGGACUCUGAGGAGACCGGCUCCUACGGCAGCUUACACUCUCUCAGCACACACCAAGGAGUGAACGCCUCUCAGCCCGCCGCGGUCGCCAUGGAAACGCAGAGGCAGCCGGACAUGCUCCCUCUGAUGCUGAGCGCUGCAGAGACGCAGCAGCAGCUGUCCCCCACGUCGCCCCCUCUCUCCCUGUCCCAGGCUGCGAUCAACGCUAUGAACCUGGAGCAGCAGUUGUCGCAGUAUGCCUUCUUCAGCCAACUUUACUCUGCCCCGACGCUGCAGAACCAACAGACAGGUUUGGUCCAGAUGUCAUCCUUGACCUCCCCCACAGAGAACCAGAGCUCUCACCAGAACAACAUGACCAUCGACAUGAACAUGUGUCAGGCCUCGUCCCAGUACCGCAACAGAAUGGGGUCCUCAGCCAAUCAGUCGCCCACGUCCCCCGUCUCCAACCAAGGCUUUUCUCCCGGAGGAUCGCCCCAACAUAACUCCAUCCUGGGCAGUGUGUUUGCAGACUUCGAGCAGCAGCUGGCCUCCACUCAGACCAGCGCUCUCUCACAACAGCUGGAGCAGUUUAACAUGUUUGAGACGCCCGUCAGCGCAGACAGCCUGUCCUUCUCCCAGACCUCCACCUUCAACUACUCCCACCUGCCGCACCUCCAGGACCAAGGGCUGGGCUUCGGUAACCACGGCAACAUCCCCAACAUCAUCCUCACAGUGAGUGGCGAGUCCCCCCCCAGCCUGAUCAAAGAGCUGGGCUGCCUCUCCGCGGACCUGGACCUGGACUCUCCGUUCCCGCUGGACGACCUGAAGAUAGACCCUCUGACUCUGGACGGUCUGCACAUGCUCAACGACCCCAACAUGGUCCUGACCGACGCCGCCACAGAGGACGCCUUCAGGCUGGACCGGCUGUGA
Knipowitschia caucasica is the source of this 2478-nucleotide messenger RNA. The record is from the annotation of a GenBank genome assembly. NCBI's taxonomy places the organism in Eukaryota, Metazoa, Chordata, Actinopteri, Gobiiformes, Gobiidae.